AUGAGCUAUCAGCAGUCCCAGCCCCCAGCUCUGGGGGCCACCUUCGUGCCGGGUGGCUAUGACGAUUUUUACAUGCCCGCGCCAGAUCCAGAGCUUAUUUCUCCGGCACCGCAGCGGCUCAUGCCAGAGGUGCCCGAGAACAUGCAGGAAAACAUCGCUCACAUGGAACUAGAAGCCCACGGUCCGCGAAACGCGCCCAUGUCGCCGCCGGCCCAGGGCUACAAUCAGUUGCAGUCGCAACCCCAGUUCCCUCCGCGCGGCUCCAGCUACCACAACAACGACCAAGCUGCCCACGGCGGCCAGGGGCAGUGGCCUUCGCGACAGGCGAGCAUCUCCUCCUCCUUUAACCAGCCGCCCGCAGUGCAACCGCAAGCCAUGCAGCAGCAGACCUCGCACGACUACCACAGCUUCGCCCAACCGAGCGAAGCUCCUAACUUCUCCAUCUUUCCCAAGCUCCCGAACCGAGCGCCAAACGUCCCGCCGUCAGACGAUGAGAAAGAGGCAGUCUUGGAAAAUGCACGCCUGCCGGUGCUUAACUCAAACGAUCCGGAGAUGCAGCUGGCCUGGGCCCAAGAUGCCCUGCAGUACGUCGACAUGGCGCAGCUGAACGAGCAGCGCCUCGCUGAACUUCAGGGCGCCCGCCCUGCUACGCCCGCGGUCGAGCACCAACUGCGCGUCGAUGCUAUGAAUGUCACUGGGUUUCUGGCGGAUCAGUUCCACCCAAAGGCCGACUUUAUGCGGGGCAUGUGGCUCGAGUUCGGGAAGUUCGGGCUUCGCGUAGACAAAAAGGAGGCCUUCCGGAGCUACACUCGUGCUGCGCAGAAGGGAUAUGCCAGGGCAGAAUACCGCAUGGGUAUGCAGUUUGAGCAAUCAAACGACCCGAUCAAGGCUCUCCAACACUACAAACAGGGUUCGGAGGCUGGAGACUCAGCAUCGAACUACCGAUUGGGCAUGAUGACUUUGUUAGGUCAGCAUGGGCAACAACAAGACUUCGGCCGAGGUAUCCAGUUGAUUAAGCAGGCCGCGGCCACGGCUGACGAGAAUGCUCCUCAGGGCGCGUACGUACUGGGUAUGCUUCAAGCGCGAGAGCUGCCCCAGAUCAACGUCCCAGAAAUGUUUCUGCCAUAUGACGAGAAGGCUGCCAAGCAGCACAUCGAAAAGGCCGCGUACUUGGGAUUCGCCAAAGCCCAGCUCAAGAUGGGAUCCGCCUACGAACUAUGCAGUCUUGGCUGCGAAUUCAAUCCCACCCUGUCACUGCAUUACAACGCGCUAGCGUCCCGGCAAGGAGAAGCUGAGGCUGACAUGGCAAUCAGCAAGUGGUUCUUGUGCGGGUACGAGGGAGAGUUCCCGAAGAAUGAGGAGCUUGCAUUCACAUACGCACAGCGUGCAGCAAUCACUGGGCUUGCAACUGCGGAAUUUGCCAUGGGCUAUUUCUACGAAAUUGGUAUGCAUGUUCCUGUUAGCAUUGAUAAGGCUUUGGAGUGGUACCAGAAGGCUGCUCGGAACGGGAACAAAGACGCAGAGGCACGCAUUGACAGUAUCUCAACUAUGCACCGAACACUUUCAAAGAAGGACCAUGAGAAGGUCGCGAUUAACGCUAUCAAAUCAAAGCAUGGCUCUAUGAAAGGCCAACGACCAGCGAGGCUGCAAAAAUUGGCCGCACCUAACCUACCAACGAUCGAGAGUAGCCCCUCGGAUUAUGGAGACUCGCCCAGUAGCCAAUUCCCUGAUCGACAUUCCUCUACUACGCCAUACCCUAUGUCGGAUCAGCCGCCUAUGGUAGCACCUUCUCAGCGCUCUCAAUCCGUAGCACCUUACCCUUCAAACGACGGUCCACCCCGGAUCGAUGCACAAAUUCCCAGCAUGGCAGGUGGUUUCGCUGCCGAAUUGCGCUCGGCCAGUGCCCGUCCGCCAUCUCAAGCUUUCAACAUCAAUCCACAGGUGUACGCCCAAGGCCCGGGUCCGAACGACCCCUACGGUCGUGGAAGACCACCACAUGGAGCCAAUCUUGGUCCUCUCCCUAUCCGUCCAGCUACCAGCGUUGACAGCAUGGGCCGCGGUGGCGGACGGAUUCCUAGUGGUGGGCUUCCCUCGGGGCCUGGUGCAUACAGACAACCCGGUGGACCAAGUGCACAACGUCCCGAGCAGUACGACCGACCAGGAUCAGCACGACCUGCUGCUGAUGUCGGUUUCAAUGCGCCUGGAGGACCGAACAAGCUCCAGAAGGCACACAACGUCGGCCAGCCAGGUGGCCCGCUCAAGAAGCAAAACACAUUGCCUGAUAUUGGGUAUGUUGCGCCGUUGGAGCCGCGACAGCAUACACGUCCGUCAACAACAGUGCCGGGUCUGGAGAGCAGAACGUCUUCCCGCCCAGACAGGCCUGGCACCGCAGGGCCAGGGCCUAGGCCUGGGCAAGGACCAUCGUCUCGUCCGGGAUCUGCUGGACGACCUUCAGCACAAGACCCACACCCGCAAGGCCCGAAACCAGGCAAAUCCACCACACCACAACCGCGACCAGGGACGACAAAUCCACCGCCAGCAGCCAAACCUGCUCAGGCGUCGAAGCCUGCAGCUCCAAAGCCACCUGCCGCUGCACCAAGCGGUCCGGGCAAGGGCCCGAAGACCUUCGACGAAAUGGGCAUUGGGCAAGCACCCAAAGACAGUGAUUGUGUAAGUUGCUCCAUCAUCUUCGCUUCUGUGCCAUGCGCUGAGUCUUCCCAGAUCGUGAUGUAG
This is a messenger RNA of Didymosphaeria variabile, 2733 nucleotides long. RefSeq lists its product as uncharacterized. Bases 1 to 2733 code for a protein of 910 amino acids. Lineage: Eukaryota; Fungi; Ascomycota; Dothideomycetes; Pleosporales; Didymosphaeriaceae. Gene Ontology annotation, molecular function: protein binding. The transcript has 2 exons. The record is from RefSeq and is a predicted model, not a curated record.